Molecule: messenger RNA, 3330 nt
Organism: Belonocnema kinseyi
Lineage: Eukaryota; Metazoa; Arthropoda; Insecta; Hymenoptera; Cynipidae
Gene: lt
Product: vacuolar protein sorting-associated protein 41 homolog
Exons: 14
Coding region: 180-2708 (842 amino acids)
Biological process (GO): macroautophagy; vesicle-mediated transport; cellular response to starvation
Cellular component (GO): late endosome; HOPS complex
Molecular function (GO): protein binding
Source: RefSeq, a predicted model, not a curated record
GUCAAAAACUGCACUUGAAAUUGUUUAUCUUUCAUAAAAUUCUCUUUUGAAUUGGGGUUUGCCUGUAUAUAAAACUUUUCUAACCAAUUUUUUAAGUCAUUUAAUAAUAAUUAGUCCGUGAAAUAAUUUCUGGUGUGAAAAAGUGCGUCGAUCUGUCAAAUCUUGAGGUUAGGAUCGCUAUGGAAAAUCAGAAUAAAGAGGAUCAAAGCCAAGAUGGAUCAGAUUCGGAUGUGGAUGAGGUCGAGCCAAGACUAAAGUACGUCAGGAUGCGAAAUGACCUUGAAAAUAUUCUCCAAAGGGACGCAGCAAGUUGCAUCGCUGUUCAUCCAAAAUUCCUCUGCAUUGGCUCGCACUGGGGAACAAUUCACCUUCUCGAUCAUCAGGGAAAUGUCGUAGAAUUUAAAAGUUUUGGGGGCCACACAGUCGCCGUUAAUCAGAUUUCGAUUGACCAAAAUGGAGAUUAUAUUGCGUCCUGCAGUGACGAUGGACGAAUUUUUAUUCUCGGACUUUACAGCACCGAAAAUACGCACAACAUGUCCACCGGACGAUUAGUCAAGUGCAUCGGAAUCGAUCCGAAUUAUAUCAAAGCCGGAAGUGGAAGAAGAUUUAUAACUGGAGACGACAAGUUGAUUCUUUAUGAAAAAACUUUUCUCUCUCGAAUGAAGCCGACAGUUUUGUGUGAAGCGGAAGGAGGCGUUCUGGCGAUUGCCUGGACGGGACAAUUUGUCGCCUGGGCCUCAACUACAGGAGUGAGAGUCUACGAUUUAAAUAGUCGAUGCUCUUUAGGACUUUUAACCUGGCCCCGAUCGGGAGACACCAUUCCCGAACACUACAGAUGCAAUUUACGUUGGUCGGACGACAUAACGCUUUUAAUUGGUUGGGUAGACACAGUUCGAAUUUGUCAGAUUAAAAAGCGAUCCUUUCUCGACCUGGCAAACCGAGAUUUGCCGGAAUAUGUAGUCGAUCCAGUCUCAACUUUCCAAGUCGAUUUCUACAUAUCGGGAAUCGCACCACUCGAAAAUCAACUCGUUCUUCUCGGCUGUUCGAAAAGUCUUGACGAAGAGGGAAAAAGUUUGCGUCCCACUUUACAUGUUAUAGAGCCUAGAUUUCAAGACUACACAACCGUUUGUGCGAAUUCUCUAACUCUGAGAGGGUACAAAGAAUAUAGUUGUAAUGACUAUCAUUUGGAUUGUCUCAUCGAGGAGAAUAGAUUUUUUAUAGUGAGUCCGAAGGAUUUAGUCGUAGCGAGUUUAUAUGACGCUGACGAUAGAAUUCAGUGGCUUCUCGAUCACGGAAAAUUCGAAAAAGCCUUGGAAGCCGUGACUAUAAACGGCGGAAAAGAUUGCAAACACACGAAAACUGACGUUGGUCGCGUUUAUCUGGAUCAUUUAUUAGCCGAGGAAAAAUACGAAAAAGCUGGGAAACUCUGUCUGACGAUUUUGGGACAGAACAAAAAGCUCUGGGAAGAAGAGGUUUACAAAUUCGCUCGAGUCCAUCAACUCCGAUCGAUCUCCGCUUAUCUUCCCCGAGGAGACGUGACUCUGGAUCCUCUAAUUUACGAGAUGGUCCUCUACGAAUAUUUAAAAAUGGAUCCCGACGGUUUUUUGCAAUUAGUCAAAGAAUGGUCGCCCACUCUCUAUACCGUGACGGCAGUAGUUAACGGAGUUCUCGAACAUCUUCUCGUUCACAAUCAAAGACAGAAUGUUCUUCUGGAAGCACUUGCGAUUUUAUACAGCCACGGUGGAAAAUAUGACAAGGCUCUAGCGAUGUAUUUAAAAUUAAGACACAAGGACGUCUUUCAGCUCAUCCAGAAGCAUCAGCUCUACAAUUCCGUCUACGAUAUGAUCGAGGGAUUGAUGGAUCUUGAUUCCGAAAGGGCGAUUCAAUUUUUUUUGGAAAAAGAGAGAGUUCCCUCGGACAUUGUCGUUCAGAAGUUGCAGAAUAAUCAUCGGUAUCUUUAUAUGUAUCUGGACGCCUUGCAUAAAAAGGACACAAAGGACUCGAAAGGAACAUACCACGGGUUAUUGGUUCGACUCUACGCCGAUUAUUCGAGAGACAAACUUCUGCCGCUGUUGAGGCGAUCCGACAAUUAUCCGAUUCAACAAGCUCUCGAUAUUUGCAGUCAGCGGCAAUUUUACCCCGAAAUGGUGUACUUGCUCGGGAGAAUCGGAAAUACGUCAGAGGCUCUGGCUCUGAUGACGAGAGAGUUGAAUGAUAUGGAAAGUGCAAUUGCAUUCUGUCAGGAGCACGAUGACGAAGAGUUGUGGAAUGAUUUGAUUAAUUAUUCUUUAGACAAGCCUGAGGCGAUAACAUUCCUUCUUCAGAAAAUCGGAACUUAUGUAGAUCCAAGACUGAUGGUUAAGAGGAUAGAACCUUCGCUUGAAAUUCCUGGGUUGAAAAAAGCACUAGUAAAGAUGAUGUGCGACUAUAAUCUUCAGGUUUCGGUACAGGAAGGAUGCAAGAAAAUCCUGUCGAAUGAUUAUUUUAAUCUGCACGAGAGGCUCGUCAGGUGCCAUGAGAAAGGAAUUUGUAUUGACGACGAUCAAAUGUGCGGAGCCUGCCACAGAAAAAUAAUUGUAAGAGAACCGAGAAAUCUUGUCAUAUUUUACUGUAAACACUCUUUCCAUGAAAACUGCUUGCCAAAUUUGAAAUUCGUGGAAAACUGCGUGAUUUGCAAUCCUCAAAAAGACGCAGAUCUUGGAAAAUGAUAAAAGUGAAUUUUUUCAGUGACCGAUCAAAUGACUUUAGAGCCACCAAAAAAUCCAUCGACUUUCAUUGAAGAAACGACAUGCACCAAAAAUUCAAGACCUAGGGCUCCAAUUUUUUCUACAGAAAUUGAAAAACCACCGACUGGUUGUGUGCAAUUUUUAAUAUUAUCUUUUAAGAAGACCAGGAGGUUUUCUUGAAAACACAGUGAUUCUCUUUUUGCAGCGUCUAAGGAAUUGGAAUUCUGUUUUAAAAUGACAAAAAAUAUGUUUCAUUUAAAAAGGAAGCGAAAAUCGUUCAUUCAUUUUUUUAGAAUUUUUGUUUGUUUUAUAAUUCCUCUGGAAUUUGAGAUUGUAAAUCUUGGAAAGUUUGCAAUCUUUAGUAAAUUGAAUCAUUUUCAAACUUGAAUUUUUUUUCUUGAUGAAGAAAGAAAAUUUACGAAUCUUAUACAAUUCUUAGAAGUUUCACCAUUUUUCUUCUGAUUCUGUUCAUUUAAAAGAAUAUUCCAAUUUUUGAUUUUGGAAAUAAAAAUCGCCAUUCCUUGAAUUUUGAGGCUAUUUGAUUUAAUUAUUGUACAGAGAUUUGCAAUAUAUUUAUAGCAGAUUUUAAAUUAAUUUAUGUUUA